Molecule: messenger RNA, 1662 nt
Organism: Onychostoma macrolepis
Lineage: Eukaryota; Metazoa; Chordata; Actinopteri; Cypriniformes; Cyprinidae
Gene: hp
Product: haptoglobin
Exons: 7
Coding region: 16-1248 (410 amino acids)
Biological process (GO): proteolysis
Molecular function (GO): serine-type endopeptidase activity
Source: RefSeq, a predicted model, not a curated record
CAAAACAGUUUUAUCAUGAGGUGGCUAUCUGUGGCUGUUCUGUUCUUGGGCGCUAUUACUUGCCUGCCAGAUGAGUCUCUUGCUUUGGAUAGAGUCAGAGAGCAUGUUUCGGAGGACAGAGGGCGGAGACUUGCCAAGAGAACCCAUGAAGCCUCCGACUGGAGCACCUCCAUGCCGGACGAGUGGGUCCUAUUGGCUUGGCAGAUAAAAAGAGUUUUGGACGUCCGACAAGGACGCUCUCGCGACAUCCGACGGGAGAUCAAGACUCACGGCAUCGAAUGGAUGAGCCUCACUUGCGGGCGGCAAGUACAGGAGCCCACCGGGAGACCAGCGUCAACGUCCGACACGAGAUCAAGACUACAAUGUCGGACGGAUAGCCUUGCCGACAGGCUCGGCAUGGGCGGAUUGGAGAUUGUUGCAGAUAAAAUUUUGGGAAAGCGCGCAUACGACGCCGGGAUUGAAACCGUGACUGAGGCCGGACAGGAGAUAUUUACAGAACUCUUUAUCUGGAUGGCUGGACAACGCGAGUUCGGCUAUGAUGGCCAGGUAGUCAUUAAGCUCGCGUCGCCUUUUGUAGGAAAGAAUCAAAGCCAGACAAGAGGACAAGAACCACUUAUUCCAAAAGUCUAUCUUGGAAUCAGCAAACGUGUUCAUGCAAAUGCCUCUACAGAAGUAGCCGUGGAAAAGGUGUUUUUGCAUCCAGACUUUCAGAACACAUCCGAAUGGGACAAUGACCUUGCUCUGAUCAAACUGAAUGAGCCAGUCAAAUUUAGUGAGUCGGUAAUGCCCAUCCCACUUCCUGAGAUUGGAGAUAACCAGGAAGAAAAGGAAGAAGAGAAAGGCAUCAUCGCCGGGUGGGGCUGGGGAAGAAUUUUUACCCCUGCUCCAGUACUCAAGUUUCUCUCUUUGCCUAUACGGUCAUGCAAGGGUAACUACCAGGCAAACGUUCUUGCAAGUACACCAAACGUGAAUGACAAACAGUUCUGUACAGGACCCAGUAAGUACCAGGAAAACGUGUGCUUUGGCGAUGCAGGCGGCGCUCUUGCAUUCCUUAACCCCAACACCAGUACAGUGUAUGCUGCGGGCAUCCUCUCCUUUGACAAAGCUUGUUCUGUAGAAGAGCAUGCUGUCUACACAAAGAUUUCUGCCUACCUGCCCUGGAUUCAUAGUGUCAUGAGAGGUGAUUCACAAGAAUUUCCAGCUAGGCGUGCGUCACUCAUAAGUCACAUGUUUUCACAGCAGCAGUAGUGUGAUCUUUAUGCAGUAACAACUGCUUGAUAAAUAUGAAUUUAUUUCACUCGUGUGUACUUUGCACUAUUUACUGUUGCCUGAAUAAAAUGUGUCGUCAAAACAUUUAAAUCAAUAUUUGAAGCAAAACUACAAUGUCCAUGAUGGAACGCCUUUAAAGUGUCAAUUCUGUAAGCAAUGGAAAUACAAUGGAAAUCAAGCUUGCUUCUUUUAGGAGAAGUUAAAUAUGAUUUGCUGAUUAAUGUGUAUAAAAUUGAGCUUUCACAGACAUCGGUGGCUCACUAUGCAUAAAAAGGCAAAUUUACUACUGAAUUGAAUAAUAAUAUAAUAAUAAUAUUGAAUGUCAUACUGAAUUAUGUAAUAAAAAGUCAAUAAUUUUUAUAGCACAUUCCAUUAAAAUGGUUUAUUACUUUA